CAGUAUGACAUGCAGAUGAGUGCCGUCGAUCUUAGAAUCACCGCACACUUCACUCAUUUGGGCAGUCACGGGGCCAAAACCCCCACAGUGUGGCGGUGGAGGCACAGCAAUGGGAGGCAUACAGCACCCUAUGACAAAAUGGAACCCACCAGCAGUGGGAGGAGACCUGAAAGUGAAGAUAACUCACAUGGCAGAGUGUGGCAUGGAGAUCAGCAGCAAUGGGAGUGGCCGUACAGGGACCCAUACACACUCUGGACCUGGCAGCAGCAUGAGGAGGCGGUACAGGGCCCAUGACAGAUUACGGGCCUGGCAGCAGCAUGAGGAGGCGCUUAGUAUGACAGGGCCC
This is a messenger RNA of Staurois parvus, 346 nucleotides long. The record is from the annotation of a GenBank genome assembly. NCBI's taxonomy places the organism in Eukaryota, Metazoa, Chordata, Amphibia, Anura, Ranidae.